Molecule: messenger RNA, 8243 nt
Organism: Bombus huntii
Lineage: Eukaryota; Metazoa; Arthropoda; Insecta; Hymenoptera; Apidae
Gene: nAChRalpha6
Product: neuronal acetylcholine receptor subunit alpha-7
Exons: 15
Coding region: 2221-3891 (556 amino acids)
Biological process (GO): regulation of membrane potential; signal transduction; nervous system process
Cellular component (GO): synapse; postsynaptic membrane; neuron projection
Molecular function (GO): acetylcholine-gated monoatomic cation-selective channel activity; transmembrane signaling receptor activity
Source: RefSeq, a predicted model, not a curated record
GCACGAAGGAAGGGAUGGUGAAUGCAUAGGGUGGUGGAGGGAAGGUUGUACUCAUCGCGGAAAGCCUUCCUCGCGUCUAUAUCGCGGCGGUAGCUGCGAGUCGCGAGAGCUCGACCGGCAGCUCGUACACGACCCCGACCGCCUUCUAUUUCAGCGUACUUUCAGUUCCGUUUGGAUACCCGAUCACAGAACGAGGCGGUUUUCUGCCCCUCUUCUCCGUCUUUGUCUAUUACCCUCUCGCUCGCUUUUUCGCUCGCCCUCUCUUACACUUCUCACCCUCUCUUCUCUCUCCCUCACCCUAGCUAUCUAGCUGUUGCCCCCUUGGCUCUAUCCGCGCACACGCCUCGCUUCUGCCGUCCGCUUCACCUUUUUCUCCACCGCUGUCUCAGUGUACCGCGAGUCGCCUACGUCUGCUUGUAGACCUCGUAUCGUCCGCGUGUGAUAGUGCGUCAACGAUCGUAGCCCUGUUCGCUCGUACCCGUCGUCCGAUCACCCAGUCACAUCGGCUUCGCUUCGCCACCGUAGCGGCCGGUGCGUACGAUGACCGAUCCACCUACCUCGUCGUAUCUUUCGAGGACGCGUUUGAGGAGCAAGUGAUCGCGAGCCUCGACGAACGCGUCGUAGUCGUGCAACGUCGAGCGACAACGGGGUAAGCUACGCGAGCACUAGCGUCAUCGUCUUCGGAGAACUAUCAACGAUAACGAUGACGAGGCGUCGUGAACGCGAACCAGCGGUAUCGUCCUAACCGAAUCUCGAGUCGAAGAUUUCGUACGCGAAUCUCGAGAGGGACUGGGCAGCGAUAAAGCAGCAUGGUUUUGCACAAGGACGAGCGAGUUAGCGGACGUGUAACGAACGAGAAAGGGAAGAGGAAGCGUGCCGAGAGGAUUUGAUGUAAGAGAAGCAAGCCUGCAGAAGUGGGAGCAGCACGCUUGGCCAAGUUGCCUGGAUACGGCUAGCAGCACCGUGUUGCGCUCCGCUGAAGUAGGAGGAAGCGAAGGAGGUGGAAGGUGGUGCUAAUACACGAAAGGAUGGAGGGUGCAGUGGACAGUAGUGGGACGAAGAAGACGAUGCACGAGGCCGACCAGGCUACGAACGCAGGCUCGUGCCGCGUCCAACAAUCGCGAUAACAUAGCUGCCUUCUUUGGAUACGAUUGCCUAUGAUAGUCGUGCCAGAAGCGUUACUCGCCGAGGCAACUCGCCGCGUCCAACUCUUCGUACUCCGAUCUCCGCAACUGCUAUCCCUUGAAAACUCAUCAACACCUUCGGCGCAAAUCAUCGUUCACCGAUACCUUCGAUUCGAACUGUACAACCUUUCGCAUCUCUCACGAUUCUUCCUCGAUUCUUGUUUGAAGGUGGUCGCGCGAAUUCCCAAUGAGAAAUUUCGAUAAGGUCGCGGACCAGAAAGUAGAAGUGUCAAGAAGAAACGAAAAGUGUGUUCGUAGUAUUUCGUUCCUCCGAUCGUACUUCCAUAAGGGAUGAGUGUAUUCGUGUCAGUGAAUACCGUAUUCGUAGUUGGAUAACGAAAGAGAAAGAAAACGUAUUAGGUCGAAUACACGCGUCUGUGAUCGAUACAAACACCUGUGAAACGAGCGCGUCCGAAAGACAUAUGGAAUUUUCUUUACGUAUCCUGAUACAACGGUCCUCUUUUCGUAAACGACGCGUCCGCUCGACGUGUACUUGAUACGCGAAGCUAGAACGUUGCCGUGUAACCGAUAAAUUGAUAAACGAUACCGAGACGACAGACGCCGAACGCAAUCGUAGGUGCUUAAAGCGAGCAUGCUCGGCGCGUGGAGAGGUUCGAUGCGGAUCUAAAACCGUGGUGUCGAUAGGCAGCAGCGGCAGUAGCGACCAACGAAAAGUUUGAGCGAGUACGCGUGUGGCGGGUGGUUGUACAAAGGAAAAGUGUCGAGGACAACGAUUGGUUAUGACGGCAAAGUCAGGCGGCAUCGUUUCGGGUGCAUCGUUGUGACGAUUAGCGUACAACUCGCGGUUCGAUCGUUUGCCUGUCGACAGGAUGAUCAGAAUCAGGAAGACAGUUCGCGACGAAGAGUUCCCGGGCGACGUUCGAGACGGUGAUCGCAGUUCGUAAAAGUGACACGAAAAAUAUAUAGUGUAGUGCGCGCACCAGUGGAGAACGGACGGACGACGGAACAGCGGCUGGAGAACGAAAGGAAGGGAGCAUUCGCCGGAUUCCGGGUGGCCGACUCUUGCGAAUAGGAAAUGUCGAGCUGGCCGAGUCUGCAAAAUUCAUUCGCCAUGGCGAACCAGACGAGAGGUCUGCCACAGAUGCGAAUAAAGCUUUGUACGGUCAGCGCCGGUCUCCAAAUAGUCCUCUUGCUCACCGUCCUACCUCAAGAGAGCCUGUGCGGACGUCACGAGAAACGUCUGUUGAACGAGCUGCUGUCAUCAUACAACACACUGGAGCGGCCCGUUGCCAAUGAGAGCGAGCCUCUCGAAGUGAGAUUUGGCAUCACGCUGCAGCAGAUCAUAGACGUGGAUGAGAAGAAUCAAAUAUUGACGACGAACGCGUGGCUGAAAUUGGAAUGGAUGGACUACAACCUUCAAUGGAACGAGUCCGAGUACGGUGGCGUGAAGGACCUUCGAAUUACACCGAACAAGCUUUGGAAGCCAGACAUUCUCAUGUACAACAGUGCGGAUGAGGGUUUCGACGGGACGUACCAAACAAACGUGGUGGUCACGCAUAACGGCAGUUGCCUGUACGUUCCUCCGGGCAUCUUCAAGAGCACUUGCAAGAUAGACAUCACUUGGUUCCCCUUUGACGACCAACACUGUGACAUGAAGUUCGGAUCCUGGACCUACGACGGCAACCAGGUCGACCUCGUGCUCAGCUCGGAGAAGGGCGGCGACCUGUCCGACUUUAUCACGAAUGGAGAAUGGUACCUGAUCGGAAUGCCGGGCAAGAAGAACACGAUAACGUACCAAUGCUGUCCGGAGCCUUACGUCGACGUCACCUUCACCAUACAGAUUCGCAGAAGGACUCUGUACUAUUUUUUCAACCUGAUCGUGCCGUGCGUGCUGAUAUCGAGCAUGGCCCUCUUGGGCUUCACCCUGCCGCCAGAUUCCGGGGAGAAACUCACCUUAGGAGUGACCAUUCUGCUGUCGCUGACAGUUUUCCUGAACCUCGUGGCAGAAAGCAUGCCGACGACCUCGGACGCUGUCCCUCUAAUAGGAGUGACCAUCUUGUUAUCGCUGACGGUGUUCCUGAAUCUCGUCGCCGAGACCCUGCCCCAGGUCUCCGACGCUAUACCACUGUUAGGGUCGUACUUCAAUUGCAUCAUGUUCAUGGUGGCGAGCAGCGUCGUUCUGACGGUGUUAGUACUAAAUUUUCAUCACAGGACGCCAGACAGAUACGUGAUGCCUCAGUGGAUUAAAACGUUGUUUUUACAAUGGUUGCCGUGCUUGCUGCGCAUGAGUCGUCCAGGGAAGAAGAUCACAAAGAAGAACAUUCUGGGAGGAAACCGAAGAGGGAAGAGUAUAGAACUGAAGGAGAAGAGUAGCAAGAGUUUACUGGCGAAUGUUUUAGACAUCGACGAUGACAUCCGUCACAAGAAUAGCGCGGCGAAUCCUCCUUCCGGCUACAUAAGGUCGGCGUUCGGUACACCAAUAUCUACUGGAAGGCCUGCAACGGUCGAAGAUACGUCGGCGUCGUUACCUCUUAGCGGGAUGCAAGAGGAACUGCACACGAUUCUUAAGGAAUUGCGAUUCAUCACGGAUCGCAUGAAAAAGGCGGACGAAGGCGAUGAGAUCAUUAGCGAUUGGAAAUUUGCCGCCAUGGUGGUAGACAGGCUUUGUUUGAUCGUCUUCACGAUGUUCACGGUUUUGGCCACGAUAGUGAUAUUGUGUCGUGCGCCACACAUAAUCGUCCAAUAAACAGACUGCCCCGGUCAAGUCACCGAAAAAAUGCACAAAAAAUGCCAAAGAAACGACGACACGUGGGUUUCGAGGAGGCUGUCAGGAUGAAGCGACCAAGGGACGAAAGUACGAAGAGGACUCGUUGCUUCGUACUUCCUCUCCUCCCGCUCUCCCUCUCUUUACGUCUCUGGUCUCUCGUUUUCUACUCUAACGAAGGAAGGAAACGAAGGAAUUGCACGCGAGGAAAACGUGUGAGACGGGCUUCCAGCUUCGACGAAAUUCCAAGAAAGAAAACGAAGAAAGGAGAGCGAGUCAAACGGAAAGAAAGGAAGAAAGAAGCAAGAAACGGGAAGAGACCGGAAGAGGAAGACCCGCCAGAGAGGUCGUCGUCCGUUCGGUUCUUGCUGGUCGACCAAAUUUUCCAACGUUUCGAUCGUUUCGAGUCGUCGUUGAACACGAAAGCGUUCCUCGCAUGGAAGAACCGAACCAAAAGUACGAAAAAACUAGGCAGGAAACGAGUCGAAGGAAUAGGCGAUAUAGUAGACGUUUUGCGGAUAGAGGAGAGCAAAGAAGGCGCCUCGACACGUUAUACGCUAUUGACAAUACACGGCCAUGUUGAGCGUUCACUUUCUUCGACUAACUUCUUCUCCGUUUAACCUAAUCGACCGCCGACCGCUGUCGCUUUCUCACUCUUUCUCUCUCUCUCUCUCCCUCUCUCUCUCUCUCUCUCUCUGUCUAUCUCCGGAUAGGUAAUCGACGCUCGGUGUCGUACGGCGAUCCGUAAUUUUAAUUAUGUAAUAUAUCGAAUCGCUAACGAAAGCGAGCACGUCGAUUCGUACGAGACUAUUAGGAGAAUUGGGAAAAGCUGUGUGUUGUACACAUUCCUCGAGAGAGUGUUGUCGCGGCCUUUCAGUAACAAUAGUAACAGAUGCGAACGAGAGAAAGAAGAAGGGCAACAAUAAUAGGAAUAAUGAUAAUAACAAUAAUAAUAAUGAUAAUGAUAAUGAUAAUGGUAACGAUAAUAAUCGUAAUGAUUAACGGUAAAUAAUAUUAAUAAUAAAUAGCUAAUAAUAAUGAUGAUGAUGAUUGAAUAAUACUAAUAAUUAUACUAUUGUUAAUGAUAUAACGUACAUAUGUUAAUAAAUGAAUAGUAAUAAUAAUAAUAAUAAUAAUAAUAACAAUAAUAAUAGUUAUAAUGAUAAUGAUAAGAUAAUGAUAAUCGCUUUGUGUGCGGGCGUUACGAUCGAAUCGUCAACAUUAUCGCGCCACUAAGGGUCUCCCGUGGAACUGAUACGGUCUUUAAAUAACUGCCAAAUAAAAAACAAGAAAACUCGAUACAGGGGCGUCCAACCUCUUUACAGGUAGAAACGUAAGCUGUAUUUCGCGUAGGAUUGUAAAUGUUACGAACUAUAAAUAUGUAUAUGAACUACACGUGUUGUUACAUGUUUUAAGAAGACGGAGCUUUCAAAAAGAAACAUGAAAAUCAGACAGGAUACUACUCAUCGUAUUGCGUUUAAUAGCAAUUCUAAAUAUCGAUGCCGUAAUUAAUUCGAUCAUGUCUUAACGAAAAAAUUUGCCUUCUAAAAUAAUUUAAUGGAGAAUAACUUAAUGGUCGAAUAGAAUAAAAUUCGAUGGAAAUCGUGGAGGAAGCAAAGUAUAGAGGACAAAACUGCCAAGUUGGACAGCCCCUGUUUUCCGUACAGACACGAAUCCGAAUUCUUGAAAGAUCUUCGAUAUGUCCGCGACAAAGGGUUCCGCAUCGAGCUAUGACUAAGAUCUGACAGAGAUACGUCAUUGAUCGCGUAAUCGAUCACCCGAUUACCCUGCUAUCGAUUUGCGUUCUCCGAUCAUACGGAAGUUCUCAAUGACUGUACUCUGGCCACUCGAAAACUGUUCCUCGAGAAACGUUCUUGUUCAAAUUGUUUGCUUACGCUCUUCCUAUGUUGGCUAAUAUUACUUUCCCUGUUAGCUACCUCGUUCCAUGUUAGCUAACAUUCGCGUCAAAAGCUACAUUCGCUAGCUUUCGAUUAUAAUCAGAGAAAUUAAUGUUGCAACUUUCGGCACGGUGAUAGCAAAAUACUUUUCCUUCCGAAAGUGAAGACCUUUUCAUUCGUUGUUUCUAUUAUUUACUUUUAACUCUAAUUUAUAUCCAAUUUCCUAAAACUGAGGAAAAAUUCGAUCGGUUCUCGUAUUUUGUAUCCCAAGCAAGGCUUGGUAAAGUGUGAUUCUAUCGCUUGUUAAAUUACAAAUCAAUGAGUAGCUUUUGACUCGUAUUCCCAGGAAUUCGAAAUCUCUAAUUACGUUCUCGAAUUCAACGCGUUACGAACGUACAAUCCGGGGGAAAAUGAAAAAAAAAAAGACAGCCAUCUUCGUCAAUCGUUACCGCAACGUGAGACAAAGCAGAAGUUGCGCUAGGUGUCUCUCGUGGCUCGGAACAAUGGGUUGUGCGAACAGACAUUUGUCGGUCUGGUGCGUAAUCCUAGUGAAAGCUCGACGAAACGUAGGAAUUCGAUGUCGCGGUGGGUGUACGCGCUUUUCUACGCGCGGAUCCCUCAUUAUUGAAUGGCGGGAACUUCAGUUUAAAAGCAAUGGCUGGAUUUCACGGUGUAUCGUCCAAUACAAAGACCGAAACUCGACCUAUUGAAUUUAUUUAAAAUACGUUGUCUGCUAUCAACGGGAUAAGUAUGUUACUGUAGGUAUACUAUCUUAAACUGCGGGAAAACAGUUAUAUUGAAUAACGCUAACCGGAACACACGUACUCGAAUUCAAGCAUCUUCGCCAAUUUGAUGAACGAGACUUUAAAAUUGCUGCAACACCUAACUGAACGUACGAAUAACACACCGACAACGCGCAUUGAUACCGGACACGUUAAUCGCUUCGUACUCGAGCGAAUUUUCAAAUUAACAUAAAUUACGUGGUCUUGAGAUAUAUUUCAGCCCUUUUGCAUAUUAUUAAAACGGAAUUAACGAAGGAAGAUGGACGAUAUAUCUAUAUAUAUAUAUAUAUAUAUCUUGAUGAUAUUUCUACUAUGCAAAGUUUCUACAUUUUAGCCACGCAUUCGUGUAUUUAAUAUUUAAUUAAUAUCUAAUAUUUAAUACAUAACAAAACGUAACACGUUGUAAACGGAUACGUUUAAUAUUCUGACGAGAUUCGGCGCGUAUCUGCACGGGACAGGAAUAUCGCGUUAAUCGUGUUAAUCACUUUUUACUCUAUGGGUAAUUAUAAUUACCCAUCUUAUCGUUAUAAUUCUAAUUACCAAUCUCGUCGUAAGUAAUGUGCACAGGAGAAUUAAAUUAGGACCGUGAAACUGAUAUCGAGAAACAUAUUAGGUUACGACUAAUUUUGUCACUUUUCAAGGAGAAUUCGAAUGUUUUAGGAAGAUAUCGUGUAUAAGAUUGGACAGAUUAAUGGAAAAGGCGAUAAGAAAAGAUUAUAGGAGGUACGGCAAUUGCACUCCUCGUAUCGUACAACGAAUGUAAAGUUAACAAUAUUCACACGAAACAUACGCAAGAAAUAAUAAUAAUCGUAAAUACAGAAUCGUUUUCCGCAACUGCGUCGAUUACGUUAACGGGACAAAAAAAAAAAAAAAAGGAUCGAUCAGAGGUUGAGAAAUAAAACGACAGAAUGCAGAAGUACAGUCAUUGAUCUUCGUAUCGCACAAAGAAACCGCCAAGUCCUUUGCUUAAAACUAUCGAAGCCCACUCUAUUUUUCCAGUAGCGAGGCUGUACGGAAUGAAAGAGUAUCGAUUAAUCGUUGAAACGACGCGAAGAAAAAGAAAACAUAAUAAUACUGAAUAAACUUCGAGGUGUUCUGAUGAAAUACUCAAAUAAUUCUGUACAUAGAAACAUGAUUGCGUGGCGUGGGACUCAAUGCGACGUAAAUAGGCAUCUCGAACAGUGUCAGUAAUAGUAAUCGUAAGGAUAAAUAUAAGUAAGAAUUUAAUCUAAAAUUUAAUAUAACGCCAUGUAAUUAAAGAAAUGAGAAACAAUGAAAACCAAGAAACUUCCAAGAUGCGAAUACAGUGUCAACGUAAAAGUAAUCUCGCGAUAAAUUUAAUAAAACGUAUAAAACGGAUCGUUGGUAAUCUUCCUUAGGAAGAUGCGUUCGAAGAAUCGACUCCUAGUUCGAUCGUUGUAAAUGGAAGAAAAAAGAGACAGCAAAAGGAAGCUACGUAUCGUCAUACGAGGGAAAGAGUAAAAUUUUCCAAAAUAUCGUCUCGAAUAAUUUCUUUCCGUCGAAACUGUUCGUAGUCACCGACAAUCAUUUCAGGCGAAGUAAAACGGCGCGCGCGAUUUAUAUUUAUAGGACGAAGCGAAAGAAAUUAUUAUAGUUUCUUCCUAUUUCUUUUUUUUUUUUUUUUUUUUUUUUU